ACUCUCUCCACCAUCUCACUUGUAAACGCUCUUGCUAAACUACCUUUCCAGACAUCUCUCUACUUCCUUUUGUUGCUGUAUAUUGUGAUCCUUAAACCGUCAGAAAAUGAAGCUCGUCUUUGCAAUUUUCCUGCUUGUGUGUUUUGCCCUCAUCAGCUCCUCUUUCUUUCAGACCACGGAAGCUGGUUCAAGCUUCUGUGACUCAAAGUGCGGGGAAAGGUGCGCAAAGGCAGGAGUGCAGGAGCGGUGCUUGAAGUACUGCGGUAUUUGCUGUGAGAAAUGCCAGUGUGUUCCAUCUGGGACUUAUGGAAACAAGCAUGAAUGCGCUUGCUACAGGGACCUCAAGAACUCCAAGGGCAAAUCCAAGUGCCCUUGAAAUCGAUCUCUCUGCAUGCACCACCAGCUAGCUUGACUAUUAAUGUUUAUUUCUUGUGGGAUUUUGAGUGAUGGAACCGUUCGUUCAAACGAUUAAUCACUGUUAAUAUCCAGAGCCAGAGGGAAAGAAAAAUGCAGUGUUUUACAGACAUUUAGGUAAUAGAAAUUGGAAUAAUAUGGAAUGCAUUAAAUAAAUAUAGGGUCCCAUGCAUGCAGAUUGGCCAAUUGUGUCUUUGUGAACGUGAUUUGUCCCAUUAUGCUUGUUGGAAAAUUGUCGUGUAUUUUGUGCUA
Messenger RNA from Carya illinoinensis, 666 nucleotides. RefSeq names its product peamaclein-like. The record is from RefSeq and is a predicted model, not a curated record. The coding region runs from base 107 to 376 and encodes 89 amino acids. Lineage: Eukaryota; Viridiplantae; Streptophyta; Magnoliopsida; Fagales; Juglandaceae. The transcript has 2 exons.